Molecule: messenger RNA, 3135 nt
Organism: Petromyzon marinus (sea lamprey)
Lineage: Eukaryota; Metazoa; Chordata; Hyperoartia; Petromyzontiformes; Petromyzontidae
Gene: SEPSECS
Product: Sep (O-phosphoserine) tRNA:Sec (selenocysteine) tRNA synthase
Biological process (GO): conversion of seryl-tRNAsec to selenocys-tRNAsec; selenocysteine incorporation
Molecular function (GO): O-phosphoseryl-tRNA(Sec) selenium transferase activity; tRNA binding
Source: RefSeq, a predicted model, not a curated record
GUGUACAAAUCAGCACGUGACCUUCGCCCCCGCCGCGAUCACGUGAUCCGCGCAAGCUGAACCCGACGUCACCUCGCGGUGGAAGCUUAAACUCCCGAUUAAAAUGUUUACUCUUUUGAAAUCACAACUUUCAAAGAUAAGCAACUAAAAGACAUUGGCACCGCGGCGCGGCUUGAAGCGCUUUCACGUCCUGCAUUCGCUAAAUAUCGCGGCGCUGAGCGAGCAGGAUGAACGAGGUGAACGCGGCACUGUGCGAGGAUCUGGUGCCGGCGUCAUAUGCACGCCAGGGCCACGAGGCGCGGCGCGCACACGAGAAGGUCGUGCGCGUGCUGCUUGAGAAGCGUAAGCUGCCAGAGGAAGGCUGGGAGGACCAGACGAUCGAGCUGCUGCUGCAGGAGCUGUCCGUCAUGGACUCCAAUAACUUCUUGGGAAACUGCGGCGUUGGGGAGCGUGAGGGCCGUGUGGUUUGUGCUCUCGUGGCCAAAAGACAUUACAGGAUGAUCCAUGGCAUCGGAAGGUCAGGUGACAUCACAGCUGUGCAGCCCAAAGCAGCCGGCUCAAGUCUUCUCAGCAAACUGGCAAACUCGGUCGCCUUGGACGUGAUAAGGACCAGCGGUGUGCGCAGUGCGAGCGCAUGCUUCGUGGUGCCGGUUGCCACGGGCAUGGCGCUCUCGCUGAGCUUCACAGCGCUGCGAUCGCACCGCCGCUCCGCUCGCUACGUGCUCUGGCCACGCAUCGACCAGAAGUCCUGCUACAAGGCCAUGCUGUGUGCCGGGCUGGAGCCCGUGGUGCUGGAGAACCUGCUGGAGGGGGACGAGCUGCGCACAGACCUCGGAGCGCUAGAGGCGGCCGUGGUGGAGUUAGGGGCAGAUAACAUUCUGUGUGUCCACUCCACCACCUCCUGCUUCGCCCCACGCACUCCCGACCGUUUGGAGGAAAUCGCUGAGAUCUGCAAGCGACACGGAAUCCCGCACGUCGUCAACAACGCGUACGGAGUGCAGAGCAGCAAGUGCAUGCACCUCAUCCAGCAGGCUGCGCGUGUUGGCCGGGUGGACGUGUUUGUGCAGAGUCUGGAUAAGAACUUCAUGGUGCCGGUGGGAGGUGCGAUCAUCGCUGGCUUCAACCGCGACCUCAUCGCUGACAUCGGCAAGACCUACCCAGGCCGUGCGUCUGCUGCCCCGUCGAUGGAUUUCCUCAUGACCAUGCUGUCUCUGGGCCAGCGUGGAUACAAACGCCUCCUCGCGGAGCGCAAGGCAAUGUACACAUACCUGGAGAACAAGAUGAAAGUGCUGGCCCUGGAGAACGGAGAAAAGCUGCUACACACACCGCAUAACCCCAUAUCCCUGGCGAUGUCCAUGAGCUCCCUGCCUCCAGCCGUUGUGACACAGCUGGGCUCCAUGCUGUUCACAAGACAAGUGUCCGGCGCUAGGGUGGUCCCGCUGGGCGGGGUGACGCAGACGGUUGGCGGGCGCGAGUUCCGCGGCUUCAUGUCGCACUCGCCUUGCUACCCCGUCGCCUACCUCAACGCCGCUGCAGCCAUCGGCAUGACGCAGGCAGACGUGGGCGCCUUCGCGUCGCGCCUGUCCCGCUGCCUCGAUGCGCUGCGACGCGACGCGUGCAGGAAGAGCAGCGGCAUCAAUUCAGAUGGAGACGGUGCAAAUGCAAAUCCCGGUGACAAAGGUGGUGGCCGGGCGAAUUCGGGCAGCAAGGACACCAACCAGGAGGGUGGUGGCGAAGAUGCCGACGGUGAUGAUGAUGACGGUGACGAUGCUGACGUAGAACAGGAAGGUGACGUCCGUUGUGAAGCCGGAAGCGAUGCUGGUGGCAGAACAGGAAGCCAUGUCCGAUGUGCAGGAAGUGAUGUCGGAGAUUUAGGAAGCGCUGGUACGGAUCAAAGAAGUGAUGUCAGAGAUACAGUAAGCGAUGGUGCAGGUAAAGGAAGUGAUGUCACAGAUACAGGAAGUGAUGGCGCAGAUAAAGGAAGUGAUCUCACAGAAGCAAUUCCAGGGGUUGAGGGGGACAGUGGCGGUGGGGGAGAGUGAAGGUGUCGGAGACCUGAGCGUGCAGCACGGCGCUAAGGAGACAAUGGCUGAGAAAUGUGGAGCUGCCUGAAGAUUAGCUCCUGUAAAUGAUGGUUACAGUGAAUAAUUCCACUGGUUGCCGAGACUCGUCUCAGUUGAUUAAUCUGAUUCUGGUAAUCGUGUUGAUCAAGCGGGCAACUGGAGCAAGACUAUUGCAAGCAAGGAAGAUAGAACCCCGUAAAUUAUUUGGUGCUCGUUCAGUAACACUUUCCGACCAGGGGUAGUAGUGAAGCCUUUAUACAUUGCCUCUGUCUAUCCAUAACGAGAAGACGCUCUAGCUCUCGCAAAGAUGAUCCGAUAAGAACCAAAAUGUAGCAUACACUUGUGUCACUAUGAGGGACUUGAGGCUCUCGUGAGAAAAAAAAACGGCCAAAUUGAUAAAAAAAUUUGCCUAAAAUUUGGAAAUAUAAACAAGCGCUCGACGGGACUCGCAGGGCGUUCUGCUUCCUGUGCGCUUGGUGGGAGGGACGACCGUUGCCAUGUCACUCUUCAAACACCGGACAAGCCCGUGUUGGGAAGCCUUACAGAAUCCCUGCAUGUGCAUGAUUUUUGCUUCCUUGUUUCCGAUCAAAGAAUAAUAAUAUCCAUUGCGGGUACUAUUAAGUAGCUACACAUUCAUUUUGUUAAGUUUGUUGAGCUGGUUGGCCAGGAUUGGGCAAAAACCUAGCCCACUUUUCACACAGGCAACUGGAAAGCGCAGACUAAUUUUUACACAUUAUUACACAUUAAUUUUGUUAAGUUUGUUGAGCUGGUUGGCCAGGAUUGGGCAAAAACCUAGCCCACUUUUCACACAGGCAACUGGAGAGCGCAGACUAAUUAUUACUAACUUAACAUUAAAACUAACAACAUAUUUAAGAAUCACAAUAAACCAAUACAUAUAUACUCUUAAAAAUAAUAAUUAAAAUAACAAUGUUAAACUUGAAAUCGAAUUAAUGGUCCUCAAACUAUAUUCUUGGGUCUUUCGGUAAAAUCACGUAAAUAGGUUCAAAGAAAAUAACAAAAAAUAACAAAAAGCUAUGACGUUUCGAUCGCAACACAAGCGUUCGUCAUCAGG